AUUCUGCACAAACACUUGUGGAAGAGAAAACUUAGGAGGUCCAAGUUCAGCAUUAAACGAUCUGCCACCAAAGAUUCCAACCACGUUCCUCCGUCGGUUUAGUCCUCGGACGCGCUUCACGCUUAGUGCGCCUGCGCCCGCGCGAACUGUGAUUUCCCCACCCCCACCCCGCCUCCUCUUUGGGGACGUAAAACAUGCGCCGGGAGGCGGGACGCGGGCUACGCAUGCGUGCUCAUUGCAUCAGCUGCUGGGUCCGUGCUGGCGGCUGGAACCGAGAAGACUGCGUUUGCUGCGGUGUCUCUCGCGCCGGUGUGGUGCCGUGCGCCCGGAAACUAAGAAAAGAAGGGCUAGAGUAAGUGUUCCCCUCGGCCGCUCGAGUCGGUACUAUAGUAUUUCCUUCCCGUCAGGCCAGUGGCUAUAGGGACCAGACCCCGCCCCCUUCCCGGCCUAGACUCCCUUUCCCUCCCUGCCCCUUUCCCACCGGGUACCCCCUCAUUUCCUCUUGUUCUGCCUGCGAAUCCCCGCCAAAGUCAUGAAGCUCGUGAGGAAGGACAUUGAGAAAGACAAUGCGGGCCAGGUGACCCUGGUCCCCGAAGAACCUGAGGACAUGUGGCACACCUACAAUCUAGUGCAGGUGGGCGACAGCUUGCGUGCCUCCACCAUCCGCAAGGUACAGACUGAGUCCUCCACAGGCAGCGUAGGAAGCAACCGGGUCCGCACUACUCUCACUCUCUGCGUGGAGGCCAUCGAUUUUGACUCUCAAGCUUGCCAGCUGCGGGUUAAGGGGACCAACAUCCAAGAGAAUGAGUAUGUCAAGAUGGGGGCUUACCACACCAUCGAGCUGGAGCCCAACCGCCAGUUCACGCUGGCCAAGAAACAGUGGGACAGUGUGGUUCUGGAGCGCAUCGAGCAGGCCUGUGACCCAGCCUGGAGCGCAGAUGUGGCGGCUGUGGUCAUGCAGGAAGGCCUCGCCCAUAUCUGCUUAGUCACUCCCAGCAUGACCCUCACUCGGGCCAAGGUGGAGGUGAACAUCCCUAGGAAACGGAAAGGCAACUGUUCCCAGCAUGACCGGGCCUUGGAGCGAUUCUACGAACAGGUGGUCCAGGGUAUCCAGCGCCACAUAAACUUUGAUGUUGUGAAGUGCAUCCUGGUGGCCAGCCCAGGAUUCGUGAGGGAGCAGUUCUGCGACUACAUGUUUCAACAAGCAGUGAAGACCGACAACAAAGUGCUCCUGGAAAACCGGUCCAAAUUCCUUCAGGUACAUGCCUCCUCUGGACACAAGUACUCCCUGAAAGAGGCCCUUUGUGACCCUUCUGUAGCUAGCCGCCUUUCAGACACUAAAGCCGCUGGGGAAGUAAAGGCUUUGGAUGACUUCUAUAAAAUGUUACAACAUGAACCUGACCGAGCUUUUUAUGGACUCAAGCAGGUAGAGAAGGCCAAUGAGGCUAUGGCAAUCGACACAUUGCUCAUCAGUGAUGAGCUUUUCAGGCACCAGGAUGUAGCCACACGGAGCCGAUAUGUGAAGCUGGUGGACAGUGUGAAAGAGAAUGCGGGCACUGUUAGGAUAUUCUCUAGUCUUCAUGUAUCUGGAGAACAGCUCAGUCAGUUGACUGGAGUGGCUGCCAUUCUCCGCUUCCCUGUCCCUGAACUCUCUGACCAAGAGGAUGAUUCCAGUUCUGAGGAAGAUUAAUGAUUGGAACUUCUAACUUAGACAAUCUGUGUCUCCAUUGUUACAUUUCCUUAGCAUCCUGGCAGAAAGCUGCAAGGCACUUUGUGAUUCUUACAGGAAUUUCUCAUGUCUUUGGUCACACUAGGUAUUGUGUGAUUGGCAGGACAUGUAUUCAAACCAAACAAUAAAUUAAAAGGAAAUAAUCUCCACGUACUACCAUCUUUAUUAAAUAGGAUAAUUUAUAUAGAAACUGUGAGUUAUUUGCAGUACUCAAAAAGCAUUUUGUGUAUUUAAUAAGAGUACCUAUAUAUUCUUUGGGAUAGAUCAUAAAAUCCCAGAUGUUUUUCCCUUGUCCUUUAGGAAAAGCUGUUUGGUAUUUCAUUAUCCUCAGUUACACUGUUUAUCUUAAUUCUACAUAGUGUUCUUGCGCUGUUUAAUGAUCCCUUUCUGCACUUUUUUAAGUUUUAAAUUUGCUAUUUUAAGUGAUGGCCAAAUAAUUGUAGACUUUUCUAGAAAACAAAUUUAAAAUGGUAUUUUUCUUAAGAAACUUGUUAAGCUCUUGGUGAAUUUUUGUUGUUGUUGUUACAAUUAAUAUUUGCUUUGGAGGACCACAUAGUUACUUUGGGAUCAUAGAGCUUUGACCUGCUAGGGAUUUCAAGAUAAGCUAUUCGAAGUAUUUUUAUUUUUAAAAUGCAAUUAAAGUGUGUGAUUUACUUGUUAUGUGGCUAAUUAGUGCCAAAGCUGAAAGUAGUCCCCAGUCUAGACUCCCAUUUCUUUGUGCUACCACACUAUGUAUUUAGUUGGCUUAUCAUAAAUAUGUAUAGUGCUAUCUUAUAUUUCUAUGUGGCAUUAGUCUGUGCUUGCACAUUCUUAUUGGACUUUCCCUAGACCUUAAGUUGGAGUGAGAACACCUGUUCAGAAAGUUUGGUUAAGUCACAUCUUUAGUAGUAUGUGGUAGCUGACUUGUAGUCCAAUACUUUUUACUGUAAUGAUGGAAUUUCUGCAAAUAUGUGACUUUAAAGUAUUAUUUUCAUUAAGUAUCUUUGAUGUGCAUUUUUAAGAAUUAGGAAGGGGCCCUGAAGUGUAAUUGCAUCCUGACCUUUUACAAACCUCAGCCUUAGCAAAAUAAUUAGGAAAGUCACUAUAAAGAAAAAAUGAUAAUUCAGUUUGCAACUGAUGAGUAUCUACUUCAAGUACAGAUACUAAGUAAAUUGUUGCUUGUCCUUUUUGUCUCUGGGCCUUUCUCCUGGGAUAGAUCCCAGGUUGGGAUUUUUUCAUAAUUUCUGACUAUUGUGAGCUUUUUUUUUUUUAUCUGUAAUUAGGAAUAGACACCUCCAUGUACUUUAAAAUUACAUUGUUACAUAUCUACCUCCUAAUCUACACAUAAUUUGGAUUGUGAUUAUGUCAGUGGAUAUUUAACUUUACAAUAUAUGAAAAACAUGUUAUUAAAUCACUUGGUAGUAUAGAAAUGAAAUUGCUAAGACUUUUAAUGUCUUAUUUAAUGUCUGAUUGAUAAUGACUCAUAUUCUCAGUAAGAAUUUAAAGAUUUGGGGCAUAUAUUACUCUCAUAAUCUAUGCAGUAUUGGUUAUUCCUAGGUCUGUUAUCUACAAUGAUAGAAAUCAGGAGAAAUAAAACCUACCCAUAAAUCUGACCAAUACAUUUUAGGUCAUAGGUUCUCAAACUAGCUGGUUGUUAGCCUGACCUUGAGAGCUUUUGAAACUCAAUACCCAGACUGCAUCCCAGCCUAAAUAACCUUCACCCUAGAAGUGAUGUUUUGUUUUGUUGUGUUGUGUUUUGUUUUGAUUUAAUCCCCAGGUGAUUCCAUUGGGUAUCAAUGCUGAGAACCAUUGAUUCAUGUCUUGCUAUUGGUCUAUGGACCACCAGCAGACUGGACCCAGGACCCUGAGAGCUUGUGGGAAAAUAGAGUCCAGGACCUACCCUGGACCUUGUGAGUUUCAAUCUGUAUCUUAACAUCUCCAGUUGAUUACUGUGUAUGAUACAAUCUGAUAAACAUAGGCAAUAGUUUAUUCUCCCUGUGCUAAUAAAUCUAUGGCUGGGGUUGCCAGAUACGGAGAAAAACAUUUGAAUUUUGUUUUGUUUUGUUUUUGUUUUUGUUUUUAAAACAUUUGAGUUUCAAGGUCUUUCGAGAGAGUUAAUUGGCCAGUAUUCAGCUUAACUAUCAAUAAGACUUUUCAAAAUAAAAGCAUAUAUUUUUGUCUGUAAAGUGCUUAAAAUAUCUUCAAAAAUUUCUAUUUUUUAAAAGUUAGAUUUUAUACCAUUAUCAAGAAUAUAAACAUAUACGUAUAGGGUGAACUAUCAAAAUAGUGAUAGUAUAUGUACUAAGCAGUAAAACUUUUUUGUUUAUCUUAAUAAAAUAAAUGGGCUUUGUAGAAGUGAAAAAAGUAGUGAUAGCAUAUAGAAUUUAAAAAUUAUAAUUUAUUUGUUACUAUUCUCUAAAAAGCAAAAUGAAUGAUAAGUCUUGGAAAUCAUAUAUAGUAGUUUAAUUCUAAUUGCUAUUCAUUAACAGGGAAUAACUGGUUACAAAUGGAAACAUACCUCUCAAUGAAAUUUUGUACUGUAAAUUUCCUUUUACUAUCAGGCACUUACAAGCAAAGAUUUGCUGCCCCUCCUGGACACAAUAAGUAAGAAGUGUGCAGAA
Molecule: messenger RNA, 4329 nt
Organism: Leopardus geoffroyi (Geoffroy's cat)
Lineage: Eukaryota; Metazoa; Chordata; Mammalia; Carnivora; Felidae
Gene: PELO
Product: pelota mRNA surveillance and ribosome rescue factor
Exons: 2
Coding region: 533-1690 (385 amino acids)
Biological process (GO): ribosome disassembly; nuclear-transcribed mRNA catabolic process, non-stop decay; nuclear-transcribed mRNA catabolic process, no-go decay
Cellular component (GO): cytoplasm
Source: RefSeq, a predicted model, not a curated record